CGCCACCCCUCGUACCAAAAGCAUCGUCCAUCAUCAUAGCCAUCGUCUCCUCCACAUAGCCCACAACCGCCGGGCCGCCGCUCCUCUCUCUCUCUCUCUCUCUCUCUCUUCUCUCCCAACGAGCCACGCACGCUGGUCCCACCCGUCCGCGGCUCGCCCCUCUCUUCUCUCAAAAUCCCCCAACCCGUGCGAGCCCGUGGCCUGCGCCCCCGCCCGCCCGUCCCGCGUGCCGGAUUUUCGCCGUAAAUCGGCAGCGUUUCCCCGUGCGGGGGGAGGCGGAGGCGGCGGCGCCGGCGGCGGAUGGCGCUGUCCGCGUCGGCGGCAGCGUCGGCCGGGCGGGGGGCGCGGGCGGAGAAGGUGGGGAGGAUAUUCGAGCGGUUUGAUGCCAACGGGGACGGGGGGCUGGACCGCGACGAGAUGGCGGCGCUCGUCGUUGCCGUCAAUCCGCGGGUGAAGUUCAGCGACGACCAGAUCUCCGCCAUCCUCGACGAGGUGUUCCGCACCUACGCCGAGUUUAUACUCCCCGGGGGGCGGGGCCUCUCCCUGCCGGGGCUUCUCCGCACCUACGACGACGGCGCCGGGGACGUCGACCGCGACUUCCUCGCGCUGUCCCUGCCCCCUCUCGACUCCGGGGCAUCGUCCCCUGAGAUCGCCGCGGGGGACCCCGCUGCCGUCUCGUCCCCUCCCUCCGGCGCCGCCGCAGCCGCGUCGCUUCUAGACGACCACAUCAAGCCGAUUGGCACUGCCGGUGCGGCUCCCUCAUCCAGCUCACGCGUCGCCGCGGCCGCACCAGCGUGGGCGACAUCGCCUAGCCACGGGAUUGCGUUCGACUCCUCCUGGGCGCUCCUCGAUGACCUGGAGAUACUAGUGAAGCGCCUCCGCUCCAAGCAGCUCCGGAGGACAUCCUCCGUCGACACGAUCAACGGCAGCGGCGGCACGGGGAACAACAAUUUCGACUCCUUCUCUGAGGCCGGGUGGUCAAGGGAGAUCUCCGGCCAGGCGGAUUCGGCUAGCGCCACGCCGUGGGACGAGACAAGCCGCGACUACCUCACCUUCGUCAAGGAGCUUGCUGUGCUCCGGACGCGCGCGGACGCCUCCCGCUCACGCGAGGAGGCCUUUGACAAUCACAUGGUCAUCGGCCGUGCGCUCUCCGAGCACCGCCUCUUCCGAGACGCGCUUGCCAGCUUCCGCCGCGCCUGCGAGCUGCAGCCCACUGACGUCCGCCCCCACUUCCGCGCGGGGAACUGCCUCUACGCUCUUGGCCGCCAUUCUGAGGCCAAGGAGGAGUAUCUCCUCGCCCUUGAAGCUGCGGAGGCGGGCGGUUCCCAGUCUGCAGACAUCCUCCCGCAGAUCCAUGUCAACCUUGGUAUUGCUAUGGAGGCGGAGGGAAUGGUGCUCGGUGCCUGUGAGCACUACCGAGAAGCUGCCAUAUUGUGUCCAUCCCAUGCCCGAGCUCUGAAGCUCCUCGGGAGUGCGCUCUUUGGCGUUGGUGAGUACCGUGCAGCUGAGAAGGCACUUGAGGAAGCCAUCUUCUUGAAGCCGGACUAUGCUGAUGCACACUGUGAUCUUGGGUCAGCCCUGCAUGCGAUUGGGGAUGAUGACCGUGCAGUUCAGGAGUUUCAGAAGGCAAUUGAUCUCAAACCUGGACAUGUUGACGCCUUGUACAAUCUUGGUGGAUUGAAUAUGGAUGCUGGGCGCUUUGUGCGGGCUGCAGAGAUGUAUACUCGUGUGCUGAGCAUCCGACCAAACCAUUGGCGAGCUCAGCUAAAUAAGGCGGUUGCUUUGCUUGGCCAGGGGGAGUCUGAGGAGGCGAAGAAGGCACUCAAGGAGGCAUUUAAGAUGACACAAAGGGUAGAGGUGUAUGAUGCCAUAUCUCAUUUGAAGACAAUGCAGAAGAAGAAGCCAAAGCCUCCCAAGGGAAAAGAUGGAAAGGAUGAUGGUCAAGGAGAGGAGACAUUUGUUGUAGUGGAGCCAUCCAAGUUCAAGAGGGUUGGAAGAAAGACCACCUUGCGGCAGGAUCUUGCCAAUGCUCUUGAUAUAAGGGCAUUUGAGAGAACAACAAAGCUUGGCCGCUGUGAUGUGGAGCUUCUAAGGAAAGAGAUGAAUGAGACUGAUGUCCCCAUAUCCUACUCAGGCACUGGCAAUCCAGAGAAGUCAAUACGAAAAGCAGCUCUCGAGGUUAUUCUCCGCAGGCUCCUAUCUUUCCUCAAGCCAGAUACCUUCCAGGGUUCUGUGAAGGCGAUUAAUGAAAGAAUCCUCUCUGUCCUUGAUGCCUCUGGUUCUGGCCGUGUUGACCUUGGGAUGUUCUUUGCUAUCAUUGCCCCAAUUUGUUCUGGUCCUGUGGAUAGGCGCAAACGGGUUGUGUUUGAUGCACUUCUUUGGCGUCCUGCAAGUGAAGGAAGCAGGGGUCAGAUUAGGAGGAGCGAUGCGUUAGCCUACAUCAAACUUCUUCGUGCCGUUUAUAUACCCACCCAUGGGGCUAGUGACAUGCUUGAAAUGCAUGGGGAGUCUGACCCCACUAUGGUUUCAUACACAGAGUUCCUUGAAAUGUUCAAUGAUCCUGAUUGGGGAUUUGGGAUCCUAAGCACAUUGGUGAAGCUUGAGGACAGUGAUCACAUUCGUCAUGGCCGCCACACCUGCUCAAUCUGCCGAUAUCCUAUCAUUGGUUCUCGAUUCAAGGAGACAAAGCACUCCUUUAGCUUGUGCAACCGAUGUUACAGUGAAGGGAAGGUUCCAUCAGCAUUCAAGUUGGAGGAGUACAAGUUCAAAGAAUAUGGUAAUGAGUCUGAGGCUCUUAUCGAUAAGUGCAUGUGCUUCAAUUUACAUUCUAAGAAGCUUGAAGCUGAUGCUUGAUCAUUCGAACUUUGAUGUUGAUUGCUCGAGCAUGAAUCUGUGUAUCCCCUUUCUAGGUGCAAAGAUCUCUAGAUAGUCUCCUGCCCUCUUGUAAACUAAGGUGCUGUUUGUUCGGAGUUUUCUGAAUGUGUUCCGACUACUUAAAGAUCCUAAUCCAUUAGCUAUUGUUCGUUCAAGUGUAUGGGAGUGAGAACAUGUGAAUCCAAACACACUGUUGUUACAAUCCCCAUUGCUCUUGUUUAAUAGAGAUCAUUGCUGAUACCAACUGAUUUUUAUUUGAACCAAACAAUUUUGGACUUUUUUGUCCUUUAAUCACGCUUGUGUGAUUCUAGCAUGGUUGCAGGAACAGAAGGAAACUUUAUUCUGUAUAUUCUGGUUUCAACUUGUUUCUGAGUUGGUCUAACAGAUUAUUUUCUAAGGCAAUCA
Molecule: messenger RNA, 3279 nt
Organism: Oryza brachyantha (malo sina)
Lineage: Eukaryota; Viridiplantae; Streptophyta; Magnoliopsida; Poales; Poaceae
Exons: 1
Coding region: 301-2853 (850 amino acids)
Cellular component (GO): plasma membrane
Molecular function (GO): protein binding; calcium ion binding
Source: RefSeq, a predicted model, not a curated record